Manihot esculenta (cassava) is the source of this 1599-nucleotide messenger RNA. Its product is annotated as syntaxin-42. Gene Ontology annotation, biological process: vesicle fusion; vesicle-mediated transport; intracellular protein transport. The transcript has 8 exons. NCBI's taxonomy places the organism in Eukaryota, Viridiplantae, Streptophyta, Magnoliopsida, Malpighiales, Euphorbiaceae. Gene Ontology annotation, molecular function: SNAP receptor activity; SNARE binding. Bases 241 to 1206 code for a protein of 321 amino acids. The record is from RefSeq and is a predicted model, not a curated record. Gene Ontology annotation, cellular component: membrane; SNARE complex; endomembrane system.
GCAGCCUCCGUUUAAUUCACUCGUCAAUCGAUUCGCAAGAUCAAAUUCACAGCCCUCCGUCCCAUCUUAAAACCCCCAAAUCCUAAUUUCCAUGAGUAGUUCAAUUCUCUUUCCCGCUCAUGCUCUUCAAAUUCCAAAGCAACCAGUUCCCUCACUCACAAUUUCCUCGUCCGCCAACAAAUCCACUGUAAAUUUUCAUUGAUAAUUUUUAUUUUUCUCCAGUUCUUCUUUUGGGAAUCAAUGGCGACGAGAAACCGGACCAUUCAGUACAAGAAGCACAGAGAUGCAGUGAAGAGCGUGCGGGCUCCUUUGUCGUCGUCAGUGUCAGGUUUGAGGGGUCCGGUUAUUGAAAUGGUUAAUACUUCGAUACUUCGUUCCAAUCAUGCCUCCUAUACUCCCCUUAGCACUGAAGAACCUGGUCCUUCCAGUAGCGAUGCCUUUACAAUUGGUUUGCCACCAGCCUGGGUGGAUGAUACUGAAGAAAUAGCUGCAAAUAUUCAGAUUGUUCGAACCAAAAUGGCUGAGUUAGUCAAGGCGCAUUCAAAAGCAUUAAUGCCUUCCUUUGGAGAUGGCAGAGAAGAUCAGCGAACCAUUGAGGUUCUUACUCGAGAGAUUACUGAUUUAUUGAGGAAAUCUGAGAAGAGAUUACAGAAACUUCCUGCUAGUGAGUCUCCUGAGGAUUCAAAUAUUAGAAAAAAUGUACAGCAUUCUCUUGCAACAGACCUUCAGAACCUCUCAAUGGAUCUUCGGAGAAGACAGUCAACAUAUCUUAAACGUUUGCAGCAGCAAAAAGAGGGACAUGAUGGUGUUGGCUUCGAGAUGAGCCUAAAUGAGAAAAAACCCAGAUAUAAAGAUGAUGAAUUUGGUGAUAUGGGUUUUAAUCAGCUCCAAACAAUUCAGCUAAAGAAGAGUGAGCAAUUAACUGAGGAAAGGGAAAGAGAGAUUGAACAGGUGGUGGCAUCAGUAAAUGAGCUUGCUCAAAUCAUGAAGGACCUAUCUGUCCUUGUGAUCGAUCAGGGUACAAUUGUUGAUCGGAUAGACUACAACAUUCAGAAUGUUGCAUCAUCCGUAGAUGAGGGCUUUAAACAGCUGCAGAAGGCAGAGAGAUCGCAGAAGAAAGGAGGGAUGGUGAUGUGUGCGACAGUGCUUGUUAUUAUGUGUUUCAUCAUGCUGGUACUCUUGAUCCUCAAGCAUUUAUUUUUGUGAUCAUGUUACGUAUGCCAUUGAUCCCUUGGUCUGCUAGUCAAAUGCGAACCUGCAAAUUAGGGUUUUAAACUGACUGGGAAGUGUAAAGAUGACCAGAAUACAUGUCUGACCCACUUGGGUUGUGGGAAAUUGUCUAUAUGGAAGUUUGCAUUACAGUUUUGCCUUUGGCAAGAAAAAUUUGCUCCCUUUUCUUCCUUUCUUUCCAGUUUUUACUCCCUUCUCUCCGUAUAUUUUUUUCCGCAGGCCCUACCACUCUUCCGUGUCAGUUACCGCAGCCUUUUUUUAAGGGUAGCCUUUAUUGUAACAGGUUUUUAUUGCAAAUAUCUUUAACUUAAUAUGUGGAAAGAUAUCUUACUCCAGGUUAUGUUAUCUUGAAUUAUGGAUUUUUGUAAA